Messenger RNA from Cottoperca gobio, 4692 nucleotides. RefSeq names its product calcium binding protein 39, like 1 (gene cab39l1). Bases 480 to 1511 code for a protein of 343 amino acids. Gene Ontology annotation, molecular function: protein serine/threonine kinase activator activity. The record is from RefSeq and is a predicted model, not a curated record. Gene Ontology annotation, biological process: intracellular signal transduction. Lineage: Eukaryota; Metazoa; Chordata; Actinopteri; Perciformes; Bovichtidae. The transcript is spliced from 9 exons.
GAAGAGGGAUUUCCACGUCCUCGCUUUGGUCAAUGUGAUUGGCCAACAUUGGUGGCAGUCAUUUCGUAAAGCAAAACAUACCCGCCCAGUGUCCCCGGGAUGAGGAGAGGACGAGAGUUUCAACAGAAGAGAACAGGGAAAUGAAGUUGUCAGACAGGCCAGCACAGCAACUCUCUCUUUACAACUAGGCAGCUAACCUAGCAAGUUAGGUGACAGGCGGUCACGAGUGGAGAUUUAUAUGAAAUAUCACAGCUAUGAAGGUCGUCCGUUUGAGCAACUUGUAGCUACAGUUAGUACACGUUAGAUAGCUACAGCCACAGAUCUCAUAUAACGUUACAGACGGUUCAAAGUAGCGUUACAGUGGAAAAAAAGUGGGGACAACUUGCUAGCCUUCUAGCUAACCUUUAGCCACCGAACCUCCUUCAGCUUCAAAACUACAGUUCACUCGACAUCUGGGCUUGGAUCGCCAGUCUUCAGUCAUGCCUUUUCCUUUUGGGAAGUCUCAGAAGAGUCCAGCUGAUAUAGUGAGGAGUUUGAAGGAGAAUGUGGCAUACAUGGAAAAGAUGGAUGCUGGGGACAGCAAAAAGUGUGAAAAGGUCGCAGAGGAGGUGUCCAAAAACCUGGCUUCACUGAAGGAGGUACUGAGCGGAACGGGUGACAAGGAGCCUCAAACCGAAGCAGUGGCUCAGCUUGCUCAGGAGCUGUACAACACCAACCUCCUCAUUGCUCUCAUUGCAAACCUGCAGAGGAUUGAUUUUGAGGGGAAGAAGGAUGUGGUUCAUUUGUUCAGCAAUAUUGUGAGACGUCAGAUUGGCACCCGUACACCCACGGUAGAAUACAUCUCUACGCAACAACAGAUCCUCUUCAUGCUUCUGAAAGGAUAUGAGAGUGCAGAAGUGGCUCUGAACUGCGGAAUGAUGCUGAGAGAGUGCCUGCGACACGAGCCUCUGGCACGGACAGUGCUCUUCUCUGAAGACUUCUACUGCUUCUUCCGUUACGUUGAGCUCUCAACCUUUGACAUUGCCUCAGAUGCUUUUGCCUCAUUCAAGGAUCUCCUCACAAGACACAAGAUUAUGUGUGCGGAUUUCCUCGAGAACAAUUACGACAGGGUGUUUACAGAAUACGAGAAGCUCCUGCAUUCUGAGAACUACGUCACCAAACGACAGUCUUUGAAGCUCCUUGGGGAACUUCUCCUGGAUAGGCACAACUUCACUGUUAUGACAAAAUACAUCAGUCGGGCGGAGAACUUGAAGCUGAUGAUGAACUUGCUUAGAGACAACAGCCGAAACAUCCAGUUUGAAGCGUUCCAUGUGUUCAAGGUAUUUGUUGCAAACCCCAACAAGACUCAGCCCGUGCUGGACAUCCUGCUGAAGAACCAGACCAAACUCGUGGAGUUCCUGAGCCACUUCCAGACUGACCGGUCAGAGGACGAGCAGUUCUGCGAUGAGAAGAACUAUCUGAUUAAGCAGAUCCGGGACCUGAAGAGGCCCGCAGCACCGGAGGAAGCUUAAGGCGGUGGGGACGAGCGCUCCAUCAGGUGGUAGAUGUGUAGGUGGUGGCUGGAGCUGCGGAAGGCUAAGAGAGUCUAAAAGACAUGCUUCAUUAAAUUUAAUAUUAACUACAAAAUAUAGGAAAAAAAGUAAAGAUUACUUCCUUCACUUUCUGUUUAUUUUUUUUAGUUUGGAUGUGGAGGUGAUUUUCCAUCCAACAACCUGAGUGGGCCAAGAACUGUUAUUUAAACCAUAGUGCUUCUUCUUUAGUGAUAAUGAAAUACAUUUAGUCUGUUCUUGUAAUGUUGGACCUUAAACUGUUACCCUUCCACAUACAUUGUUGCUGGCAGAGACCGUAGAACGACAAAAAAAUGUCACCCCAUUCACAGCCAAUGUGUGUUCUUGAAAGUCUUUCUCAGAAACGUGUCUAUAUUUUAGAGAUUGAGAAGUAAAUAUAUUAUUUUUCUAAUGUAUCUUCAUGGUAAACAGUUUAAAACCUACAGUAACCCUUCUCUCUGAACAUUUAGUCUAACUAAUUGCAUAGGUUUGGUUUAUUGCCUUAUUGUCAGCUGUUGUGUUGUACAGGGACUUUAAUGAUCUUUAGAAAUACGGCUUUGACAGAGUGACACAUGGAUCAUUAUAGGCCAGGUCAGCACAUAGUAAUUUUUGGUGAUUAAUGUGUAGAUAAUAGGCCUUUUGGUUGCAUGUGUGAGGUUACAGAGGUCAGAGAUGAUCCUGCAGUGCUGUGCUUGCCAAUGCAUUAGCUGGCACAGGAAGAGGAAAUCAAAACCAUAGCGAAUCAAUUAAUUGUGCUGCGAUUUUUCUUUUCUUUUCUCUUUUUUUAGGCUGUGCUCAGCAAGGCUUACAUGACUGAAAUAGAAACAAGGCAUCAGAUAAUGCUGCAGGGUCGCAGCCAGCCAUUCAAUGCUAACACGGACAGCCAGAAUAUACCAAUUGAUCUCACUAGGAGCAUCUCAUCCACACAUACUCAGCACAGAUGCAAAGGAUUCAUUUAAAAACACAUGACUUAAAUUAUAAUUCAUGGGGUUUAAAACAACGUGAUGUAUGCCAUGUUUGGCAUUUCUCCUUUACAGCAUAAACACAAGACAUAAUAUUGCAGUUUACAAGGAGGUGUUGCCUAUGGACAUGCAUCAUAAGUAUGUUACACUGUAAAUCUGUUAUACUCAUAUGAGGGCGUGAUGUCCAUCCAUCCAUAGGGACACACAAACCUCUCCACCACGAUAAGGUGAUGGUUCCCAGAGAGGGCGUGAUGUGUUAUUUAAAAUUAGUGGACAUGCCGAAGAGACUUCGUUCUAACUUUCACCAGGAAUGGCUUUUUCCUGAAGAAGUUCCUUCAUCAAGUUUUCAUUUGACUGGAAUACUUUGCUAAAACUAACUAUAUCGCCUCUAUUGUAUGUAUAAAAAAAACAACUCCCAUCCAUACAGUUAGUUACUUUAACACCAAAGAAAAACAGGGUGGCAGACCUUUUUUAAAUUUCAUGUUCAUGUCUUCUUUUCCGAUCUGAUUGUAAUAAUACAUUUUAAUAGAAUACACUGUAAAAUGCCUGUGAUGCACCAGAAAGCACGUCGUCCUAUCAGAUGUCAACACAUUGUCAAAAUAACCACAUGCACUUUUAAAACAACUUUUGUUUUGGAUGACGAGCACUGAAUUUAUUGAGUUCCUCACGUGCAUCACUGAUUAGUUAUAUUUCUUUAAAAAAAAGACUUCUGUUAAAAUAAUUGCCUUACUUCCGCCAUUGUCCCUAAAAUGGCACAUUGGGGAUUUCAAGCAAUAUGUUGUCUGUGUGCACAGUCUUCUAGUAUAUACCUCAUGGGAUUUGAGUUUGCAGAUGCUGUGUUCUCUUUCCUUUCCUUCCUAGACAGGAUAUUUUAUUUGACAGUUUAAAAUACACAGCAGUGGUUUGUAUGCAUGCCUAAACUUGAUGUAUAUGUUCAAACUUGAACAGGGACUGCGACCUGGUUUUCACAAUGGAAAGCUAGAUUUUUAAACUUAAAUAUUUCAUUGGGUGGUGCCGCACAAACGUUAAUUCAUAAUGAAUUGCAGUGCGGUACCUUGUAAUGAACGUUGCCUUAUUUAAAGACAUUUAAUGGAUCGUAAUGAUUAUGUAAAAAUUCCAGACCUUUUUAAACCAAAGUCGAUAUGAAAAGGGUAAAAAUGUACAUUUCAAGUCCCAAAUGCAUUACUAGUUAAUUUCUCAGAUCCACAUCUAGUGUAGUGUAGCUUCAUCACCAACUGCAUUAUGCUUUAAUGGGAUCCUGUGAGUGUAAAUAUAUAUUUUAAUAGACUACACUCAGUUGUGCUUAAUUAGCUUUUAAAAUAAAUCACUAUUUGGUACUCUGCACCAGAUAGUCGGCAUCGGGCCUUUAAGGAUCCAUAAAAUAAUUUGUGAACUCUGCUGUGAAUGUGGUACAUUAUGCACAAAUAGACUGAAGUCCUGCACACGGUGCACCGUCAUGUCACCAGUUUAUGAAAGAAAGUUUGUUUGAAAGUGGGUUUGAGUUGAGACUGUGGUCAACUUUGUGAUUAUCUAAUGUGAAGCAUAACAUUUCAAAACUAUAUUAAUGCAUUGGACUUAACCCACAUACACAAGAGUCAUUAUUAAUAUAUUCAUGAGCACAAACAAACAGCUUGUUGACAAACUGUUGCGUAACAGGCUGUAAUAAUAUCCAAGAUUAUCUGACUUUUGUGUAUUAAAAAAAUCUAUUUUGAAAAUAAAUAAGCCUGAAUUUUUGUUUUGAAUUGGUGUCUAAACGUGCAUACAAACCUUCUUGAGAAUUGAGUGCAGUCAUGACGUGUGCUUUGGGAAGGACAUGCUGUACACAGUCAUCCCAUCAGGGGGAGCUGUUGGAAACAAUUGGGCCAAUUGUAUUGUACAAACAAAGCAUUUCAUGUUUCUAUAACCCUACCUCUUAAUUAUGAGUUUAUAAAUCACUGGCAAUAUUAUGUAGACGUCAACACAAAUUCCUUAAGAUCAAUACUAUAUAUUUCAUGAUUUAGGGGUUUCCUGUUUAAAAUAUUUGUUGUGCUUUACUUUUUUUUUACUCUCGUUGCCUUCUCUUUUUCCCCCUUCUCUUUCCGAAUAUUUUCUUUAUUUACCAUGGGAGCGAAUUAUGUGUACAUAACUUUAUAAAGGAUAAAAGUGUGAAAGCAUUCAUGAAAAUAAAACUUUAUGGCAAUUUA